AUGAGUAUAGGGAUUAGAUGGUUCUUUGCAAUUACAGCACUUACUUACCUAUUUCAGGUUAACCUAGGUAUUCAAAUUAAUACUCAGAGUAAAAAUGAAAUUUUACCAUAUAACAAAAAAGUUACUAAAAGGAAGCUAACUGUUACUGAACUAGCAAAGUUUUCAAUUGGAAAGGAUAGUAAUAUCCAAGAUAGAAGACUACAAAUAUCACUUAGUGAUCAAGAAGUUGGAAAUAGUUCUUUACCAAUAAGUACUUUAUUAAAUAGUACUUUACCCGAGAAUAAACUGAAUUUACAACAUUCUAGUUUAGACAAAAUUUUAAAACAAGAGGAUUUAUCUAAGGAAAAAAAUAAAAAUUCUGAGCUACUCAAUAACUCAAGAUCUAUAUCAACUAAUAUAACAGAAACUACUAAUUUUAUAAAUACUACUACAGUCUUACCAUCAACAAUAUCUAAUAACGAAACAGUUAAAAGUAUUGUACCAAAAACUUUAAAUAGGAAUACAACAAAUGAUAAUAAGAAACCAUUUGAUAAUGUAUUUCAAAUGAUACAGAACCCAGAUUGGGUAGCUACUGAUGGUGAUUAUCAUUUAAUUGAAUUUUUUAGACCAAAUUCAACAGAACCAUUGGUUCGUUUGGUUAGUUUAAGUGUUGCUAUGUAUAAUACUAAACAAGAUACUGAUGAAGCUAAGAAAUUAAUUGAGUUAUUAUUAGGACCAAUUAAGGAAUUUGAUUCAAAAAAUAACAUUAUGACUAAUGAAGAAACAUUUGAUAAAAAUAUGAGCUCUUCUGAAGUAGAAAGUGAGAUUACAGAUUUCUUGGGUAUAUUAAGCAACAUGAUUUUGUUUUAA
Molecule: messenger RNA, 849 nt
Organism: Cryptosporidium muris RN66
Lineage: Eukaryota; Apicomplexa; Conoidasida; Eucoccidiorida; Cryptosporidiidae
Exons: 1
Coding region: 1-849 (282 amino acids)
Source: RefSeq, a predicted model, not a curated record